Messenger RNA from Gallus gallus (chicken), 3423 nucleotides. It is a transcript of the gene MCM3, whose product is annotated as minichromosome maintenance complex component 3. Gene Ontology annotation, biological process: DNA replication; DNA strand elongation involved in DNA replication; mitotic DNA replication initiation. Lineage: Eukaryota; Metazoa; Chordata; Aves; Galliformes; Phasianidae. The transcript is spliced from 17 exons. The record is from RefSeq and is marked provisional. Gene Ontology annotation, cellular component: MCM complex; nucleus. Gene Ontology annotation, molecular function: ATP binding; ATP hydrolysis activity; single-stranded DNA binding. The coding region runs from base 144 to 2582 and encodes 812 amino acids.
GGUUUUGGCGCCAAAGGGGGAGCGUGGAGGUUGCUGCGAUCGGGCCGGCGUUUGGGAUCGCGUCCUGGGCGCUGCCAGGGAUCUCUUAGGACCCUUUCAGGAGCAACCCGGUGCCUGCCUGUUUGCUACCACCUCCCGGCAGCAUGGCAGCCCCGGCGGGCGGGCUGGACGACGCGGAGCUGCGGGAAGCGCAGCGCGAUUACCUGGAUUUCCUGGACGAUGAGGAAGAUCAAGGGGUUUACCACGGCAAAGUGCGCGACAUGAUCAGCGACAACCAGUACCGCCUCCUGGUCAACAUCAACGACCUGCGGAGGAGGAACGAGAAGAGAGCCAACCGGCUUUUGAGCAAUGCCUUCGAGGAGCUCAUCGCCUUUCAACGUGCUCUGAAGGACUUUGUUGCCUCUGUUGAUGCCACCUAUGCCAAGCAGUACGAGGACUUCUACAUUGGGCUGGAGGGCAGCUUUGGUUCCAAGCAUGUCUCGCCACGGACGCUGACUGCCUGCUUCCUGAGCUGCAUCGUUUGCGUGGAGGGCAUCGUGACGAAGUGCUCUCUGAUUCGUCCCAAGGUUGUCCGGAGCGUCCAUUAUUGCCCAGCUACCAAGAAGACUAUUGAGCGCCGAUACACAGACUUGACAUCCCUGGAUGCUUUCCCUUCCAGCACUGUCUACCCUACAAAGGAUGAGGAGAAUAACCCCCUGGAGACAGAGUAUGGCCUCUCAGUCUACAAGGACCAUCAGACCAUCUCCAUCCAGGAGAUGCCUGAGAAGGCACCAGCAGGGCAGCUGCCACGCUCGGUGGAUGUCAUCCUGGAUGAUGACCUGGUGGACAAGGUGAAGCCUGGAGAUCGCAUCCAGGUGGUUGGGACGUAUCGCUGCCUGCCAGGAAAGAAAGGAGGUUACACAUCAGGGACGUUCAGGACUAUCCUCAUUGCCUGCCAUAUCAAGCAGAUGAGCAAAGAUGCUCGGCCUCUCUACUCUGCUAAUGAUGUGGCCAAGAUCAAGAGGUUCAGUAAGAGUCGCUCCAAGGAUAUCUUCAACCAGCUGGCGAGAUCCCUGGCACCCAGCAUCCACGGGCACGAGUUCAUCAAGAAGGCCCUCCUGUGCAUGCUGCUUGGAGGGGUGGAGAAGGUCCUGGAGAAUGGGAGCCGUAUCCGAGGAGACAUCAACAUCUUGCUGAUAGGAGACCCUUCUGUCGCCAAAUCCCAGCUGCUGCGCUAUGUGCUGGGCACUGCUCCCCGUGCUGUUGGCACUACUGGCAGGGGCUCCUCUGGUGUUGGCCUGACUGCUGCUGUCACCACCGACCAAGAAACCGGUGAACGGCGUCUGGAAGCAGGGGCCAUGGUGUUGGCUGACCGGGGUGUGGUGUGCAUCGAUGAGUUUGACAAGAUGUCUGACAUUGACCGCACGGCCAUCCACGAGGUGAUGGAGCAGGGCCGUGUCACCAUCGCCAAGGCCGGCAUCCACGCUCGCCUCAACUCCCGCUGCAGUGUCCUGGCAGCUGCCAACCCCGUCUAUGGCCGGUAUGACCAGUACAAGACGCCCAUGGAGAACAUUGGCCUGCAGGACUCCUUGCUCUCCCGCUUCGACCUGCUCUUCAUCAUGCUGGACCAGAUGGACUCUGAGCAGGACAGGGAGAUCUCAGAUCACGUCCUGCGAAUGCACCGCUACCGCAACCCCAAUGAGCAGGAUGGGGAUGCCAUGCCCCUGGGCAGCGCCGUGGAGAUCCUGGCUACGGAUGAUCCUGAUUUUGCACAGGAGGAGGAACAGGAGCUUCAAGUGUAUGAGAAACACGAUGACCUCCUGCAUGGGCCCAACCGCCGCAAGGAGAAGAUCGUCAGCAUGGAGUUCAUGAGGAAGUACAUCCAUGUGGCAAAAAUGAUCAAGCCUGUCUUGACCCAGGAGUCAGCAGAUUACAUAGCAGAGGAGUACUCAAGCCUGCGCAGCCAGAACCAGAUGAACUCAGACAUUGCCAGGACCUCCCCGGUCACAGCCCGUACCCUGGAGACAUUGAUCCGCCUCUCCACAGCCCAUGCUAAGGCCAGGAUGAGCAAGACAGUUGAUCUGCAGGAUGCAGAGGCAGCUUUGGAGCUGGUGCAGUUUGCCUACUUCAAAAAGGUGCUGGAAAAGGAGAAGAAGCGCAAAAAGCAGGUGGAGGACGACUCAGAGACUGAGAAGGAGGAGGAGGAGGAGGAGACGCAGCCUGAGAAGGAGGGCAGGAAGCAAAGGAGGAAGAAGGCACGCACAGAGGGCGAGGAGGAGUCCUACGACCCCUAUGACUUCAGUGACGCCGAGCAGGAGAUGCCAGAGGUCCAGGCACAUACUCCCAAGACACCUGAAAGCUCAGCCACUGGCGAAGCGAAGAAGCCAGAGUUGGCUGACCCACGGUUGAAAGCAUUCAAGGCUGCCUUGCUGGAAGUCUUCAAGUCUUCCCAUGCUCAAUCCGUGGGCCUGAAGAAUGUGAUGGAGUCCAUCAACCGUGACAACCCUGAGCCCUUCUCGCUCGCCGAAGUGAAGGUGGCAUUGGCCCACAUGCAAGAUGACAACCAGAUCAUGGUGUCUGAUGACAUUAUCUUCCUAAUCUGAGCCUCUAGGAGGAAGAUCCCAAAUUCUCAUGGGACUUUCAGUCUGGGAACUCUUUGUAUUUACCUUCACCUCUCUCCUGAAUGCUUCAUCUGGCUGAGCUGAACUUUGGGAAGCACUUUACUGGCUGUGCAUUGCUGGCACCAAAGGAGCCAGGACAAGUGGAAGCUCUCUCACUUGCCAGCUCAAACUGGAGUAUUUGGGAAGAGGUUUGGUUCUGCAAGUAGCCAAAAGGAAGAAUUUAUGUGCAAGUCACUGAUAUGCUUACUGUGUUUUUAGCUUUGGCCUGAGUUAUGUGCAAGCUCAGGUUGGUUUUACUCAAAGCUAGUUUGUUUUUGUGCAGCAGGGCUCCCAAUGGCAGGCUUUUGCCCAUGUAAAUCUUUCUUUUCUGCCCAUGUGGGGGCUUCCCAGGCUGGGAGGAGCCUCUUCCCUCCCGGCUUUUUUUACUGUCUAAUUAAAACAAAAACAUGGGUUUAAGCAUUCAGUAGCAGUGCUGGUAAGAGGCAAAUAUAGGGGGGGGAAAGGAAGGGGGUGGGGGAAGUUGGAGCUGGAAUUUUCAUAGAAACAAGCAUGCUCCCAUGGCCAGGGAGGGUUUUCAAGGAGAGGUGAAAUCACAGGUUAACCUGCACCCAGAGCUGGUGAAGGCUUGGGAUGUUAAAAUUCCAUUAUUUUAUGUUUUUUUAUCUUGGUGAAUUUGAGGUUAAGCUUUGGAGAAAGCCCUGAGCAGCACAGGCUCUUUCUGUUGUCCUUGCCAGGAUAUCUGCACCACUCAAGUGCCCUUAUUUGUGUCAGUGACACCAUCAAUAUUAACUUGCAUAAUAAAACAUGUCUAGAUACCAUAUGA